Messenger RNA from Tripterygium wilfordii, 2925 nucleotides. RefSeq lists its product as uncharacterized. The coding region runs from base 388 to 2805 and encodes 805 amino acids. The record is from RefSeq and is a predicted model, not a curated record. Lineage: Eukaryota; Viridiplantae; Streptophyta; Magnoliopsida; Celastrales; Celastraceae. The transcript is spliced from 19 exons.
GAAAACAGAGAGAAAAAAGCGAAGUCGAAAGAAAAUCAACUUUGGAUGCCAAACAUAAACCUCCAAUUCUUUCUCACAACACAACAACAAAUAAAGAAGAAACUGAUCGGACGCGACGAGGAAGAAACCAAACAGAGAAAGCAAGCCCAUCUCUGUUUCUCUCUUCGUUUUCGCAUUCCUAACGUAUACGAAAGAGAGAGUGAGCCUUCAUUAAUUAUCCAGAUUUAUUUAUUACAAUUCAUAGCUUCGUCUUCUCUCUUCAAUUUUGGGGUUUUAUUGUCCAAGAAGAGAGAGACAGGAGGAGGAGGAGCUUGUGCUAUGGCGGCCACCUGAAGCUUGUCAUAAAUAAUUUUAUUUUUUAAAGAUAAUAUUAUUGUUGGCAACGGCAUGGCUCAGAAGGAAGACACUGGUAGCCCUGGAUGGAGUGCUGCAUUUUUCAAGCAAACAACAGAGGAUGUUGCAAAAGCUGUUGCUGCUGCAGCCACCAGUGCUCGUUCUUCACGCCCAUCGGUUGUAUUUUCAUCUAAAGAUGAUCAUGGGGGAAGCCAACUUCAGAAACUGCAGUAUCAAGUUUCAAAACUGCUGAACGGUUUCUCAACUCCACCUAAAGUGAAAAGUGGCACUUACAAUCCAGAAAUCCUUACCAGCCUAAAGAGACAGUGGGCAAGCUUUCAGUUGCAAUACUUGGAUCAUAGGUCUUUAAAAGAGCCAUCAAGGCUUUUUGAGAGCAUGGUUGUUGUUGGACUUCACCCUGACUGUGAUAUGAAGGCACUCCAAAGGCAAUAUAUUGACAGAAAGUCUGAAGGUUCUGGAAAAUUGCGAAGUACACUUAGUUACCAGAAUCAAACUCGUGUAGAACCUAAUCUUGAACCUCAGAUCUUAUUUGUCUACCCUCCAGAAAAGCAGCUGCCGCUUAAGCACAAAGAUCUUCUAUCAUUUUGCUUCCCUGGUGGCCUGGAGGUUCAUGCUGUUGAGAGAACUCCUUCCAUGAGUGAGUUGAAUGAAAUUCUUCUUGGUCAGGAGCACCUUAAACAUAGUGACCUCUCAUUUGUAUUCCGGUUACAGGUUGCUGAUGAUUCAACCCUGUAUGGAUGCUGUGUGUUGGUUGAUGAGGUCGUGCAAAAACCCUCUGGAUUGCUCUCUAUGAUUUUAGAUAGACAAUCUUCUGUCUCGUCUUUUAGCCGUUGCGUAAUAACCACACGGAGAUGUUACUGCAUCCUCUCAAGGCUUCCAUUCUUCGAAUUGCAUUUUGGUGUGUUGAAUAGUAUCUUUACUGAAGAGAGGUUGGAGCGGUUGAAAAAGGGUUUGUGUGAUUUAGAUUUGCAGUCCUCAGAGGACUUUAGAAAGGAAGAAACUUGUGUAGAAAAUGUGAGUGAUAUAUCACUGAAUCAUAGAGCUGGAGAGGAGGUGCCAAAUGAAGGGGCAGAAAUGUCCCAAACAAGUUUUGGGGAUCCUAGACCAGGAAGCAUUACUGAUGACGAUCAUGGGAAUGAUGCAGGCCAUCGGUUGCACAAAAGAGUCCUUCAUGUUUUAGAUACAAGUGUCAAUGAUGAUAAUGUUGAAGUUGAUCAUGCAUCUGAGAUGGUUGUAGCCAAAAGAGAAUCUGGGAGUACAAACCUUGAAGAUGGUGAUGCCAAUAUUGAUGAUUUUACUAUGACCAAGAAGACCAUAGAAAGACAAGUACCAAAUGCUGUUCUUCCUCUCCUGCGCUAUUACCAGUAUGAAAGUUCAGAUUCAUCCUCCAGUUUUCAGGGUUCUCCCUGCGAAGACAGAAAUUUUAGAAGUGACAUUGAUGAUACAGAGACGGAAGAGGCAUCGUUCUCUGGUCAGGAGGAUCCUAGUGAUCACAUUGAUAUUCUGGAAUGGGCUAAGGUACGUGGCCAUGGAUCAUUACAGAUACUAUGUGAAUAUUACCGUUUACGUUGCCCUGCUAGGGGUUCAACUUUCAGGUUUCAUCCUUUGGAGCAUCUCCAUCCCCUAGAAUAUCAUAGGCCCGAUGAAAUAGUUUUGCGUAGUGCUGGCUCAACCAUUGAUUUGAGAUCAUGCAAUACCAGUCUGGAAUUUGCCGAGGCACACAGUGCUUUCUUGGCAGAGGAGGAAGCAACUGCAUUAUCAACGUGGGCUGUUGCUUGCAUUUGUGGCUCCUUGCGUCUUGAGCAUGUGCUGACAUUAUUUGCUGGAGCACUGCUGGAGAAGCAAAUUGUUAUUGUUUGUUCUAAUUUGGGUAUCUUAUCUGCUUCGGUAUUAUCAAUUGUUCCACUGCUUCGUCCCUACCAGUGGCAAAGCCUGUUAAUGCCGGUAUUACCUGAUGACAUGUUGGAUUUCUUGGACGCGCCUGUUCCUUACAUAGUUGGUGUAAAGAACAAAACCAGUGAAGUGCAGUCAAAAUUGACCAGCGCCAUUGUGAUUGAUGCCAACAAGAACCAGGUAAAGUCACCAACAUUGCCACAGCUGCCUAAGCUGAAGCAGCUAUUUUCAUCACUAAGUCCUUACCACGCAAAGCUUGUGGGAGAAAGUUACCUGGGAAGGAAAAGGCCUGUUUAUGAAUGCACAGAUGUGCAGAUUGAAGCAGCCAAAGGCUUCCUAGCGGUGUUAAGGUCUUAUUUGGAUUCUCUUUGCUCUAAUUUGCGAUCCCACACCAUCACGAAUGUCCAGUCAAAUAACGAUAAGGUAUCCUUGCUUUUGAAGGAGAGUUUCAUAGACUCGUUUCCUAGUCGUGAUCGACCAUUUAUGAAGCUUUUUUUGGACACACAACUCUUCUCUGUACAUACAGAUCUUGUUCUAUCAUUUUUCCAAAAGGAGUAGUGUGGCCAUGUAAGGUUGGCUUGUAACUCUAUAUCUUGUUGUAUCUUGAACAGAAGUUCAGCAAUAUAUAAUCAUGUAAUUCACAUUUUUUUAAAUGCCAUCAUAUAAUAGGUUCCUCUG